Molecule: messenger RNA, 2712 nt
Organism: Ramularia collo-cygni
Lineage: Eukaryota; Fungi; Ascomycota; Dothideomycetes; Mycosphaerellales; Mycosphaerellaceae
Exons: 2
Coding region: 1-2712 (903 amino acids)
Biological process (GO): positive regulation of phosphatidylinositol biosynthetic process; vacuole inheritance; protein localization to vacuolar membrane
Cellular component (GO): PAS complex; fungal-type vacuole membrane
Source: RefSeq, a predicted model, not a curated record
AUGGCAGACUUUCAAUCGCUCAGUGGUCAGGCAGAGACGGCAGAGCCCGCAGGUAGCGGUGCCAGUACGAGUGGAACGAAAAACAGAUCGCCCUCGUCUUCCGGCGCAUCAUCGGUCGGGUCGGCUUCGACACUGAGGAAGUCGUCUUCGUCGACUCUGGCUGCCACCGCAUCAUCGCCCGCUGCUGGACAAAGCCCUCGAACUUCGCGCAAUACCUCACCACUGCGAAAAGACAAGGCGCCGACGCUGACCAACACCCUUUCGACCCAGCCUUCUGCCGCAGCGAUACAACGUGCUCUUUCCGCAUCGAGCGUGCCACAAUUACAACAGCCAGGCACGGCAACAUCAGACACAGCGUCCAAGCUACCGCGCGGGCCUAAAAGCACCGUGGCAUCGGCAGACUCCACACCGCAAUGGCCUCUGUCUCCGAGGCUAAAGUCUCCUCCACCUUCGGGACUGAAUUCCAGGCGUGGCUCGGCUGUCGCAGUGAAGAGACCCGAAGCACCACAGGCACCCACCAUUCAAGUAGUGUCAGCAUCGCCAGCAGCAAGCGCUUCGCCGCAGACAUCAAGACCGUCGAGCGGGGAGAGCCAGAAGGGUGAGCCACAGCUGCAAGCUCCGCUGGCCAAGAGCUCCUCCCGAGGUCCUAGCGGGAAGUCGAUGUUGGAGACGGUACAGGAGAAUACUUCGGAUWCACAAGAACCGAGUCCAGCCGCCGUUCAGGCUGCAGCAGAGUUGAAGCCGCUUACCAAAAUAUCAGAUCACGAAUCUACAGCGCUGAAAUUGAAGCGAAAGUUGUCCAAAGCGGAGUUGGAAAAGCAGCCAGGAGAAAGUGGCAGCGAGAGUCCCGGAAAUAAGAGUGACAACAUGACACGAGGUCGUAAGGAGACUGGCUCUGUCAACAAUAACAGCCAACCUCAACAACGCCAGAAGAGUGWCAGCACGACCUCGAAGGCUUCCUACACUGUGCCUGGUAACAAGGCGCGCUCUGGCGAUGGAACGCAAAAUAUGACGGUCGAAACGGAGACGGUGCAAUCGAUUCCACAGUCCGCUCUAGCUCCAGCUGGCGAUCGUUCCGUCGGUGUCCGCGGCGAGAAUGGCGGGAGCGUUCGACUCAAGCCCAGCAAUGAGACGAUUCGGCCCAAGAAGGAACGCAAGAAAGCUGAGCGCAAGACGAGGAGCGUCACACAAGGAACAGCCACAUCCAAGGCCGAUCUCUUUGAGGCUCGGGUUGCCAACGCAGUGGAUGCGUCCGCCAACGGAUCCGACUCUGACGAGACUUUUGUCUAUGAAUCCAACCCUCCCGAGCCGAGGAGAUCACGACAUCACUCGCGAACGCCUAGUGUGACUUCUUCCCACAGCAUGGCAGGAGAGCAACGAAGCGCGAUUCGUAACUACGGCGAAGCCUUUGACGACCGUCGGAUUGGCGGCAAACGUAGUAUGAAGUUUUCCAGCAACCCCUACAACGAUCAUGAUAGUCCAGAGAGCAAUAACGGAACUAUACGGUCGCAUACCCCUCGACACAUCGGACGAUUCGGCCGCGCAGGGCACCAGUCCGCAAAUUAUGACCCCGAUUCGCCUUUCACGCAGGCUGCAAAGUUGCGCGGCAAUCAUCUCAAUCAUGUUCGCUCUAGGCCCAACUCUCCCAGAAGUCCGCAAAACAUGCAGUUCCGGCCUAGUGGAUUGUUCUCCGGCAACAAAAAGCAGGAGCAUCCGUACGAUUUCGAUGCUGAACAAAACGCAGACGAUGAACGGCAGCCUCUUCUUUCCGGAAGUAUUAGGACUCCUCGCCACGUACGGCAGCUUCAUCGGAUCUCUGGUGGGAGACGGGACUCUGCCUCGGACGACUUUGAAUAUCUCGAUCGGAAGAGAUACUGCGGAUGUUUCAAAGGCAAAAUGGGCGCAUGCGUGCUCACAACACUCAUGCUCAUUCUUGUCGUCGUCUCUGCCGUAUUCUUCGUCUUUGCGUCCAAUCGACCGCUGCAGGAUGUCAGAAUACGCAAAAUACAGAAUGUCCUGGCCAGCGAGCAGGAGUUGAUGUUGGAUUUGCUGGUGGGCGCGGUCAAUCCAAACACGAUGGGCAUUUCGAUCAGCGACAUGGAUAUCAACAUAUUUGCCAAGAGCAAGCACGUCAAUCUCCACAAGCCGAACCAUACUGAGGUCAGCGCAAGGAGGUCUAGGCGAGAACGAAGGAGCAAGACGACCGACUGGAAUCCCAAUCCAUCACAGGAUGAAUCCGGACACUGGCGAUCUCCGGGCGAUCACGAAAGGGGAUACGACCCCGAUCUGGAAAACUCUGAUGAUGCGCAGACCAUGCUGCUAGGCCGCAUUUUCCGCUUCGACCAAGCUCUCAUCUUCGAUGCAUCGCCAUUGACAGGCAAGGCUCAUGUCUCUUCCGGGCAGCUACGUCUAGCGAAGCCCGGAAACWAGACGGAGACUGGCGGCAGUGCRCGCUGGGAGGAGAUGAUCCAAUAUCCAUUCGAGCUCAUCGUGCGAGGCGUCCUCAAGUAUCAGCUUCCGAUAUCCUCCCGGGCGCAGAGUGCGGCAGUCGGAGCGAAGGUCAUGGUGCACCCCGAAGACGGCAUCGACUCACAUGGCAGCAUGCGUGUCACGCCUGUCGAUCGCAGCAAUCACUGGCAUUGGACGGACUGGCCUGACGAUGGAGAGCGAGACGAGGAGGAGGAGGAGGAAGGAAAAAGCACAUCGGUGUAA